Westerdykella ornata is the source of this 1394-nucleotide messenger RNA. RefSeq lists its product as uncharacterized. NCBI's taxonomy places the organism in Eukaryota, Fungi, Ascomycota, Dothideomycetes, Pleosporales, Sporormiaceae. Gene Ontology annotation, molecular function: tocopherol cyclase activity. The record is from RefSeq and is a predicted model, not a curated record. The transcript is spliced from 2 exons. The coding region runs from base 131 to 1144 and encodes 337 amino acids.
UUCAGGUUCCUUUGGCGCGUCGUCGAAUUCCCUUCACACCCAUUGCCCAUUGAUAGACUCGCGCCAGGCCAUGACUGUGCCACGCCCCUGAAGCGUAUCCUGCCUUGACCUCUGAACACAGCAGGACAACAUGGAGCACUAUGCUCCUCACCAUAGGGCUUCGUUUGAGGGUUACUACUCCAAGUUCGACCUACCAUCUGGCGCCCACAUAGCGCUCAUAAUCUGCAGCGUCCCUGAUGCGACAGAUCUCCCACCCCAUAUGGUGUCCUUUACGUACUAUUCGAAAUCAGGCUCCGCCAUAUACCACCGCGAGCAUUUUGUAUCCGAAAUACACCGUGUAACAAUUGAUACACGCUCGCAUGCAUUCGAAUUGCGAGUACCGGGAAUGGGAUCCAUGAGAUGUGAAGCGAAUUCUAAGACGACAUACGACCUGACAAGCAAUGAGUGGAAGCUAAGGGCAGAGACCGUCGGACGGUUACCAUGGGGUUUGCGAUCCGAAACACCAGAGGGAUGGAUGGUUCGGCUCCCGUUGCCACUGCACUGGCACGUACAUUCACUCUGUUCGCCCUGCAUCACUGAAGUCGAUAUACCCUCUUUCGAAAUCGCAGCCGAGGACCACUCAGGGAAAGCUGCUGUACACCAAGAGAAGAACUGGGCCGACAGUUUUCCCUCGGCGCAUAUGUGGGUGCAGGCGCACUCUCCCUCCACUGGUUCAACUAUAUGUCUCGCCGGAGGAGAAAUAUUAGGAACAACAGCAUACUUGCUUGGUUAUCGAUCUACGGGCGUCGACAUCAGUUUUCGCCCACCUCUAUCACUUGCGAUAUUUGGUUGGUCGCCAUUCAUGUCCGUAGAUGUAGACUGGGAAAACCGCGCGUUUUCCCUCUGUGUGAGUGGUCUUUGGAGGAAGAUUGAAGUCCGGGCAAAGGCGCCGAGAGACAAAGGGUGGUUUGGUAUCUCUGCUCCUUUCUCAGAGGGCUUCCGAAAGAACUUCUUGACCGAGAGCUUUCUGGCCAAUGUCGAUGUCCGUGUUUUCGAACGGAGCUGGUUGGGUCGUUGGAAAGAAGUGAAACAUGAGACAUUCCAGAACGGUAGCCUUGAGUUUGGAGGUGCCUAUUUUCCGCACAGAGGCGAAAAGGAGGAUUAACGCAUGCCACCUCGUCCCUGCUUCGUGAGGGACCGCAGACAUGCCUGUGAGAGACGGUUGACAACCUCGCAAGCGUCCCGGUGCAAGCACUCACGGCUGUGACGGAUAGCCUCUCACACAUCCACUUAAGAACAUUAUCGCCUUGACUUCAGGUUUCUUGAACGGCCAUUCGGGGACAACGCAUUGUACCAAUGCACCUAUUCAACAUCAACGGAGGCCCUGUCACGAUACAGGUUAACUCACCUCCUUU